Molecule: messenger RNA, 2693 nt
Organism: Talpa occidentalis (Iberian mole)
Lineage: Eukaryota; Metazoa; Chordata; Mammalia; Eulipotyphla; Talpidae
Gene: GUK1
Product: guanylate kinase 1
Exons: 9
Coding region: 1759-2655 (298 amino acids)
Biological process (GO): purine nucleotide metabolic process
Cellular component (GO): cytosol
Molecular function (GO): GMP kinase activity
Source: RefSeq, a predicted model, not a curated record
AGGUGACGAGGACAAAAGACAAGGUGGAGGCAGCCUGGAGAAGGUGAGUUUUAAGACCCCCCCCCCUCCAUGGGAGCCCCAGCCCGGAGGCCUGCAGGCCAUCACUUUUUGGUCCAGAACCGCUUGUACCGCUCCACAUCAAAGUCAUCGCCCAGCAUCGGCUCCUCCUCCUUCUUCACGCGGAGCUGGGCCUCACGUUUCCGGAACCUCGCCCGCCGCUCCUCUGGGGACAGGCUGUCCAGGUCCACAGGCAUCUGCAGGAAGGGAGCGGUGCGCCCCUGGCUAGGAGGUGGGGAGGACGGGCAAGGGGCCAGGAGACCCUCUCCCCUCCACUUCCCCAAGUUUCUUCCGCCGCUGUUGGCCUUCCUCCACCUUCUAAGCCUUUAUUCUCGAAAAGGACUUGAUUCAAUCAAAGGUGCAGCUUGCUACUGCAGAGAGGUCUGGCUGUGCAGCGUGCACCAGUCCACCCUCUUCCCAGCUGCCCUGCCCUGGCUCACCCUUAUGCUGCUGUGCUCCAAGCCCUCAGUCCCCACAGUCCCGCCCUGCACCUAGGGAGGGAGCUCACCACCAGCAUCCUUCGUGGCUCUCGGUAGCGGAUGUGGAUGGUGGAGCCAUCCUGCCUGACCAGGAGCACAGGGUAGAGGCGUGCGUAGUUCUGCCGGUGCAGGCGUGUAAGGGAGGCUCUGCUGCUGGCGGCCCGCCAGGAGGACACAUGCGGGCGGCAGCCCGUCAGCACACACUGCCGCAGCAGGCUGCAGACACACGCACAGAGGCAGAGGAGGCCGAGAAGCAGCAUACAAGGUUCCCAGGCAGCUUAGGAGACAGGACAGCAGCCGGGAUGCAGCAGGCCCAGCACGGCUGGCUCUGAUGAGGCACGGCUGCCCAGUGCAGGUGCUGGGCUCAGUGUGGGACCAGAAGCUGACUUCCAGGGACGUACCCGUCGUUACGACUUCCACAUCUGUCCCGACCCAAAUGUGGGGAUACCAGAAGGUAUUGUCAGGAGCCAUGGCCUUUGGGAGGUGGUGAGAGUUAAAGGAGGUCCUGAAUGCCCUCUCUGCUGGUGCCCUGGGAAGGGGCCCCUGGUGGGGCUGAAGCCAAAUAGGAGGUAACAACAAAUUCGACAAGAACUUGUCCCAGGACAAGAACUCUCCAGGGAGCACUACAGCCAGAGUCCCUACUCCAUCUCCACACAAGCACCAGCUCCAGAAGCUCUGUCCCUUUCCCCCAAUUCCCCAGAAACGGGAAACUUGCACUCAUUCUCUCCAAUGGCAGCAGUUCUUGUCUUGGGGAGUCCAGGGGAGGAGGGGAUGGCAGAUGGAGAGGCAGUUCCAGUAGAAAGAACAGGAGGGAGCUAGGCUGAGCUGCAGGCUCCGAGUAGGACAGUGAGCAGUUGAGUCUGGUUAGCUAUUUCCUUCCUGCCUCAAAAGCCCACCCAAAGGAUGUAUUCAUAAGUACCCCAUCUCUAAGAGUCGUGUGUUCUCCAGAUAGAAACACACACAGGAAGCUGCUCUGAGGUAGCACGGUCUAAGGCUACAGGUUGGCAUCCCCCCUGGUGGGCCCACAACAGCCUGGAAACCGCUACUUACCGAAGCAGGCUGCCCUCGGAUGCCAUUCUUCCUGAGAGCCCGGUGUUCUGUGAAGUCGAGGGUCAGUCAACAGGCCUGGCGUGCAAUCUUCUGGGCAAAGAGAUGAGAUCUUUUGGAAAGACAGGCUUUCCAUCGAAUUAAGCCUCAUCAAGUUCCGGCCAGGAACGAAGCCAUGGACCCAAGCCCGCUGGCCAGGCGUGUUACUGCCGGUCUCAGCAGCCCAUCCGGGUCUCAGCUCUGGGCGGGCAGCAGAAGCCCCUGCCUACGGCUGUCCUCGUCCUGGCCCCACGGAUGGGAUGUCCGGGCCGAGGCCCAUCGUCCUGAGUGGCCCAUCGGGCGCGGGGAAGAGCACCCUGCUCAAGAUGCUGCUGCGGGAGCACAGCGGCCUCUUCGGCUUCAGCGUGUCCCACACCACGAGGACCCCGCGGCCGGGAGAGGAGAACGGCAGAGAGUACCACUUCGUGACCAGGGAGGCCAUGCAGCGGGACAUCGCCGCCGGCGACUUCAUCGAGCACGCGGAGUUCUCAGGCAAUCUCUAUGGCACCAGCAAGGCGGCCGUGCAGGCUGUGCAGGCCCUGAACCGCAUCUGCGUGCUGGACGUGGACCUGCAGGGUGUGCGCAGCAUCAAGAAGACCGACCUGCGGCCCAUCUGCAUCUCCGUGCAGCCGCCCUCGCUGGACGUGCUGGAGCAGCGGCUGCGGCAGAGAGACACGGAGACGGAGGAGAGCCUGGCCAAGCGGCUGGCAGCUGCCAGGGCCGACAUGGAGAGCAGCAGGGAGCCCGGCCUGUUCGACCUGGUCAUCAUCAACGACAGACUGGACGAGGCCUACCGGCUCCUGAAGGAGGCGCUCUCCGAGGAAAUCAAGAAGGCGCAGGAGACCAACCUCCUUUCCUGAGGACACGCGGGCUGUGUCCUUCCCAGACGGGCCUGGGUCUCUGGUCAGCGGGCAGCACCGGGGGUGGGGGCGCCGACACGUCUGGGGGCUCCCUUUGCUGCAGCUCCUGCCUUGCACCCCUCGGUGGGGGCGGGGCUGACCCCCUAAUAAAGAAGCCCUGCGCUACUGUGUAGCUGUGUCGGCUGCUCCUCUGCCCCGCUGUCCAGCAUCC